CUGGCUUCUCAUUCCGGCCAUUUUGAAUAACACGAUAUUAUUUAUUUUCUUAAAAUCUUCCAAAUUGCAUUUGUUUUGUGGCAAAGACAAACGCAAUGCCUCGGAUAUUGAUAAAAGGUGGCGUCUGGAGAAACACUGAGGAUGAAAUUCUCAAGGCAGCUGUGAUGAAAUAUGGCUUAAAUCAGUGGUCAAGAAUUGCCUCGUUGCUUCAUAGAAAAUCCGCCAAGCAAUGCAAAGCUAGAUGGUAUGAAUGGUUGGAUCCAAGUAUAAAGAAGACUGAAUGGAGUCGUGAAGAGGAUGAGAAGCUUCUUCAUCUUGCCAAACUUAUGCCAACACAAUGGCGAACCAUUGCACCACUGAUUGGUCGCACUGCUUCACAAUGCCUGGAGAGGUAUGAAUACCUCUUGGAUCAGGCUCAAGCCAAGGAAGGCGAAGAUGCAGGGGAAGAUCCUAGGAAGCUUCGACCCGGUGAAAUUGAUCCCAAUCCUGAAACAAAACCAGCCAGACCAGAUCCUAUUGAUAUGGAUGAAGAUGAACUCGAGAUGUUGUCAGAAGCAAGGGCUCGUCUGGCAAACACACAAGGAAAGAAAGCCAAAAGAAAAGCCAGAGAGAAGCAACUCGAGGAAGCCAGAAGAUUGGCUGCUUUACAGAAACGCAGGGAACUUCGAGCUGCUGGCAUCGAGAUAAGGAAACACAAAAAGAGAAGGCGUGGUGUUGACUACAAUGCCGAAAUACCAUUUGAGAAAAAACCAGCUCCCGGAUUUUACGACAUCUCCGAUGAGAACGUGGCGCCCAUCCAACCUGAAUUCAAGAAACUACGACAGGACAAUCUGGAUGGGAAGAUGCGCGAUCAAGUCGAGGCCGAAGAAAGACGUAAGGAUAAGGAAAAGAUGAAAAAGAGAAAGGAAAGCGAUCUUCCCGGAGCUGUAAUGCAGAUCAACAAGUUAAAUAAUCCUGACCAUAUCAAAAAGCGCAGUAAACUUGUUCUUCCAAAACCACAGGUUUCGGAUGCCGAACUCGAAGAGGUCGUCAAGAUGGGUUUUGCCAGCGAGAGCGCACGUGCAAGCGUCGAAGACGGAAGCGCCGCGUCCGACGCUUUACUAUCUGAGUACUCUGUUACCCCUGGCAACCUCAAUCAACUAAGGACACCACGUACACCUGCUUCGCAGGACACUGUUUUGCAGGAAGCUCAAAACAUCCUGGCUUUAAAUCAAGUCGACACGCCAUUAAAAGGAGGUGUGAACACUCCUCUCCUCGAAUCCAGUUUCGAGGGUGUCACGCCAAAGAGGGCGGAUAUUCAGACGCCAAACAUGAUGUUGGGAACACCUUUUAGAACACCACAAGGAGAAGGUCAAGGAUCGACUCCGCGUAUGGGUACUCCGGGACCUCCAGGACCCAAGGGCUCAGUGACCCCCGGACGAGGGUCUGUUAGGGAUAAACUGAGCAUAAAUCAAGAAGAUGCUUUGAUGGAUGAAUACGAAUCGGCGCACAUGGCCAAGCAACAACAAGAAGAACAGAAAUUGAAGCUGAAAGAGAGUCUUGCCGGCCUUCCUAAGCCAUCAAAUGACUUUGAAAUUGUUGUUCCCGAAUCCGGACCUGAGGAGAUGGAAAAAUCGCAGAGCGAAAAUUUCGUCGAAGAUGCUGCCGAUAUCGACGCGCGUAAAAAGGCACUCAAAGAAAUGGAAGAUGAAAAGGAACGAAGAUUAUGGUCCCAAGCCGUUCAACGUGAAAUGCCUCGUCCUUCAGAUGUAAACACCACAGUCCUUCGUCCUGCAAAUAUUGAUCCACCGCUGACCGCUUUGCAGAAGGCCGAGGAACUCAUCAAGAAAGAGAUGAUCAUCAUGCUUCGUAACGACAUCGUUAACCAUCCCACCCACGGUCAGGUGGAACUAUUGAAGCAGAAAAAAACCCGUAACGCUGUUCAGGCGGUGAUCUCGUCGAAUCAAGUUGCACUGGAGCGUGAUCCGUUCGAGGCAUUCACCGAGGAGGAAAUGGCCGAAGCGAAGAAGACGUUGGCCAAGGAAAUGGAUUAUGUGAAACAGAGAAUAGGACACGGUGAUUUACCGAUUGAAUCGUAUUCUAAAGUUUGGGAUGAAUGUUAUGCUCAGGUGAUGUUUCUGCCAUCUCAAAAGAGAUACACGAGAGCCGCCCUUGCCAGCAAGAAAGAUAGAUUGGAAUCGUUGGAGAAGCGACUUGAGCUCAAUCGCUCGCAGAUGGCUCAAGACGCAAAGAAGGCGUCUAGGAUUGAGAAAAAAUUGAAAGUGUUGCUGGGUGGCUAUCAGUCUCGGGCUGUUGGCUUGAUAAAGCAACUUUCUGACGCGCAUGACCAAGUUGAACAGGCUUACGUCGAGAAACGAACGUUUGAGGAAUUGCAAAAUCAGGAAACUAAAGCUAUACCAAAACGACUCAACUCUUUGCAAGAAGAUGUGCAACGACAAACGGAACGUGAGAGCGAGUUGCAAAAACGUUAUGGCGAACUUCUCGUCGAACGCGAUAACUUAAAGAAUUCUUCAACUGGAUAGUCUAAAAGAUACUUCUAUUAAAAUGAAAGUGUUAAGCGUACUCAGACGCAUAAUCACGAGGCUUUCAAAUACGUCGAUUUCUUGAAGUGAAUUACAUUUUCUUCAUGCAUACUUUCAUUAACAGUUCGUGUACAUCUCUUUUCAUUCUCCGUUGAGUUUUCAUCCACGCACGUUUUAUCCGUUACGUUGCAUAACAAGGCACGGCAAAACUUCAAUUUAUUGUUGGUUUUCUGGCAAGUUUUGCGUGAAAGGCUAUGCCGGGAAACCACCAACAUGAAGCAAUAUAUCAGCAAAUAUACCAGGUAAUUCUAGUUCUUAUUACGCGAUACGACGUCACUGCAUGGCUGUUUAAUUGGGACUCGUGAAAUUUUGAGAAUGAAAGAGAUCUGCAUUAAGUGUUUAAGAAAGUCUACUGUCGUUUUACAAGCUCUGCUCGGUGAAAAUACAACUUCAGUAGCAGAAUUUUCAAACUAUAGUCACUUUUGCAUAAUUCUAUAUUCGUGCAUGCAUUGUUUCAGCCAAUUAAAGCAAACCGGAACCUCUUGAAAUAGAAAUCUGUCCGUGAUGACGCUAAGUGCGUUUUCAAAAUCAAAACAUUACGAAAAGAAUAAGCAGAAAAAAGUUAUCCUCAACUAUAUUACAUUCUUUACAUACUCA
Molecule: messenger RNA, 3179 nt
Organism: Xenia sp. Carnegie-2017
Lineage: Eukaryota; Metazoa; Cnidaria; Anthozoa; Malacalcyonacea; Xeniidae
Product: cell division cycle 5-related protein-like
Exons: 19
Coding region: 96-2522 (808 amino acids)
Biological process (GO): mRNA splicing, via spliceosome; regulation of transcription by RNA polymerase II
Cellular component (GO): spliceosomal complex; Prp19 complex
Molecular function (GO): RNA polymerase II transcription regulatory region sequence-specific DNA binding; DNA-binding transcription factor activity, RNA polymerase II-specific
Source: RefSeq, a predicted model, not a curated record